This is a messenger RNA of Gadus macrocephalus (Pacific cod), 10857 nucleotides long. It is a transcript of the gene wizb, whose product is annotated as WIZ zinc finger b. Gene Ontology annotation, cellular component: nucleus. Bases 798 to 7451 code for a protein of 2217 amino acids. Gene Ontology annotation, molecular function: DNA-binding transcription factor activity, RNA polymerase II-specific; RNA polymerase II cis-regulatory region sequence-specific DNA binding. The record is from RefSeq and is a predicted model, not a curated record. The transcript is spliced from 17 exons. Gene Ontology annotation, biological process: regulation of transcription by RNA polymerase II. NCBI's taxonomy places the organism in Eukaryota, Metazoa, Chordata, Actinopteri, Gadiformes, Gadidae.
AAACUGCUGCACACAUAAAGCCCAUAAGACAAACGGAUAUCAAUAUAAAGACAUAGAUGUUAUUAAAAAACAAAAUUAUUACAAACCAAAAACUAGGUUGCAUAUUGAUGAGCAUUCGGUGUAUCCUGUAUAAGUCCUGAUUCAUAAGUUCAGCACAGUUCACCUCUAAAGAUCAUCCAAACAUAACCAAUGUGUGCCAUGCCCCCACUGAGACAUCAUGAGGCACAUUCGUUUAAACCAGGUUCAUAUUCACACACCAUUUCUCCACGAACAAACAGUGCACCACCAGAUCCAGCGAAUAAAGCACAGCCCAGAACAAACUUCCACCUGAACAAUGGGACUUCAACUUGGCCUUUGGGGAGUCUGCAGACUGCCCCCUCCUGGGGCAGGUUCUCUGCUGACUCCCCCCUCUUGGGGGAGGCUCUCUGCGGACUCCCCCCUUCUGAGGGAGGCUCUCUGCAGACUCCCCCCCACCCCCGCCCGCCCUGACGUUACGCACGCAGCGCAGCUCAGCUUUGGCCCACCCGGAUAACAUGGAGUCCAGCCUGGAGUCCAGCCUGGCUCCGGCGUCCUCCUCCAACCGAACACCAACUUACCCGGAGAUGACAUCCGAAACGCCGUGCACAGAAACCGCUUAGGAGGCGCUAUCUAAAGCCUGAUCCAGAUAUGACCGACGGUGCAUGAACACAGAGCUUUGAUCCUGCAAACCGGGCCGUGUUCCUUACCUGGCGUACAGGACGCUGCAGGAUGUAGGCCAGCCGCCGGGCAGAGGGACUCAGCACGGUCCUCCGGGGACCAUGGAGCCAGAGGGCCCCCGAGUCGCCCCAGGGAACAGCUGUGGCCCCCCGGGCGACCACACCGGCUCCAGCCGCACCGCAGAGGUUUCUGGAUCGUUCAGCGCUGGAGAGGAGAGGAUGUGUAACAGCAGCUCACCGUGGCCGGGGACGGCGGGAGAGGAGGUGGGAGAAGCAGACCCGGGGAGAGACCACCCGGGGAGAGACCCGGGGAGAGACCAGGGGAGAGGGGGGUCCCCCAGGAGGUCCUUCCCCCCCUCCCUCACCUGGGACUCAGACUCAGAGAAGGAGACGGUAGACGAGGAGGAACUUCAGCACUUUGCUAACCCCCACGGCCUGGCCAAUCACAGUCCAGGACACACCUCCUCUGGGCUCAGGCCGGAUGGGCAGCAUGACCAAACCCCUGCACACGCGCAGCACUUACCAGGAGAGAGGGACAGAGAGGGUCCCGUAGACACGUCUGGCAGUAACCCGAGGGGCACCAGGACCCAGGAGCCAAAUAUGUCCCCGCCGAGGCAGCCGCCCGGGACACAACGGGUGGGGGGCGGUGUCUGGAAGGUGCCAGACCCCCCAGAGCCAACCAGAGUGAAACCAAAGGACCGCUGCCAAACCCAGAGCGAGGAGGGGGGGGAGAGGCCUGGCGAGGAGGGGGGGGUCCACAGCCAGGUGAAGCACAAACCGCCCGGGGGCCAAGCCAAAGAAGCGUCCCCAGACGUGUACUCCUUCCCUGGGGACUCUGACGCCGAGAGCCCCCCACCGGCGGCCUGGGCCCAGUGCUCCUUCACCCAGCGCCGCAAGAGGAGGAAGGCCCUGCUGAGACCCUUCUCCGGCCUGGCCGGACCCCCGCCGGGAGGGGCGGCGGGCCCCGGGAGGAGGACCGCGACCCCCAAGGGGGCGAACGCUGUUAGUGACGAGGGGAGGAGUGCCGGGGAGAAGGAGAGAGAGGAGAUGCUGAAGGGAGGGGAGGAGGACAUUGGAGGAGAGGAACCAGAGCAGGAGGAGGAGGCAGAAGGAGGAGGAGGAGGAGGAGGCCACCACGAGGAGGACGGCGGUCCGAGUCGAGACAUCUUUACCUGCGUUGAAUGUAGCAUCUACUUCCAGAAGCAGGUCCAUCUGCAGGAGCACAUGUCAGAGCACGUCCAGGGCCCGCCGCCGGGGGGCCGGGGGGAGCGGCCGGACAGGGCGGCCCCCCUCCACUGUGCCGAGUGCGGCUGGACGCUGCCCAGCCCCCCGGACCUCUUGGAGCACCGCCGGAGGCACCAGGAGUCCAGGGCCCGCAUCCUGGAGGAGAUCCAGAAGCUGGGGGCCACCGGGGCGGAGAGACUAGAGGAGGUGCAGAGGGUGGAGGAGGGGGGGGUCCCCGUGGGUCUGGACCUCUCCGCAGAGUCCCACCCGGCCCCGGGUCCGGUCAAAGGUGUAGACCUGGACGUAGCGGUCAACCCUCCAACGUUGUCUCUGGUUCCAGGAGCCGUUACCGACCCCGCGACCCCCGGGCCUAAACCCGGUCCGGUCCGGACCCCGGCCCGCGCCCGGGCGGCCCCCACCAAGGGCCGGCGCUUCAUCUGCCCCACGUGUAACUUCAGCACCAAGACCUCGCAGGCCAUGGCCAACCACGCCAAGACGCACAACCGCACCAAACCGCCCGCCCGCCGCAAGUCCCAGCGCGCCCCGUACUCCCCCGACCCGGACCCCCCCGGCCCGAGCCCCCCCGGCCCGAGCCCCCCCGCCGCCCAGUCGGGGGCCACCUCGUCUUCCACGCAGCACCUCCAUCUCCCGCCUGAGGUGACCCAGACCUCGAGGCCCACCCUGGACCGGUCCAGGUUCGACCCGGGGCCGACCAAGGAGCUGGUGUUCAAGUGUAUUGGGAACCGGAGAACCAACCGGCGAGAACGGGUCUGGACCGAAGGGACACGGGCCGGGCCGAGAGCAGAGGGCAGGAGGCGUCCCGGGGAGGAGGAGGAGGAGGAGGAGGAGGAGGAGGGAGGAAGAGUAGGAGGAGAGCUCCGGGCUGUGGCGGAACAGAAGUCUUCUGGGAGGUUGAAGUCUCACACAAGGCCCGCUUUCACACAAGAUGCCUCGGGUUUAACCCAAAGUUCUGGCGCGUCACCUCCUCUGGAGAAGACCGUGAAGGAGGAGGAAGAGGAGGAAGAGGAGGGAGCAGAGCAGAACGGCCAGCUCUCCUUCUUACGGAGGAGGAACCGCCUCCUGGCACCCGCUGAGGAGGACAGCGAGGAGGAGGAGGAGGACAUCGACGAGGAGCAGAUGCAGCGCUUCCUGUCGGAGGCCAUCUUGGAGGAAGAGGAGGAGGAGGUGGACGAGGAGACGGGCCGCCCCCGGAGCGUGGAGAGGAGGUGCCCCUACUGCCCCGACCGCUUCCACAACGGCAUCGGGCUGGCCAAUCACGUGAGGGGGCACCUGAACCGCGUGGGCGUCAGCUACAACGUGAGACACUUCAUCUCCGCGGAGGAGGUCAACGCCAUCGAGAAGAAGUUCUCCUACCAGAAGAAGAGGAAGAAAGUGGCUAACUUCGACCCGGACACGUUCAGCGUGAUGCGCUGCGAGUUCUGCGGCGCGGGCUUCGACACGCGGGCGGGGCUGUCCAGCCACGCACGCGCCCACCUCAGGGACUUCGGCAUCCUGAACUGGGACGUGACGGUCUCGCCCAUCAGCAUCCUCAGGGAGAUGUUCUCCUCCCGGCCCGACCUGGUCAUCCCCACCGCCCCGCCCCGCAGCCCCCCCUCUCCCGGACCCCUGGACCCCUGCGGAGACGACGAGGACGACGAAGACGAGGAGGAGGAGGACGAAGAGGAGGAAGAGGAGGAGGAGGAAGAACAGGGACGGGGGAAGAGGGCGAAGUUGGAGGAGGAGUCGGGUGGAGGUGGAGGAGGAGUAGCAGGAGCCAAGGUCGCGAGGAACAAGCUCAGAGUACUGCCCCCGGGCUGGAGCCGAGGGGAGGAGGAGGAGGAGGAGGAGGAGGGAGAACCAGGAGGUCAUGCGGGGGGACUAGAGGCGGACGACGAGACAUUGUUUCGGAUCCCCGGGUCGGACGCGGUGGUCUCCAGCGCUCCAGAGGAGGCAGACGACAAGGCCGCUCCAGACCUGACGUGCCGUGUGUGCAGUCUGCGGUUCGAGACGCGGCGGGGUCUCUCCAGCCACGCCCGCUCCCACCUGCGCCAGCUGGGCGUGUCGGAGGGCAGCGGGGCCCCCAUCAACCUGCUGUACCGGGUCAUCCAGGAGCGCCUGGGGCCCCCGGACCCCGCCGCCCCGGGCCGGGACCCCGACCUCGAGGACGACAUGGACUUCGAGGAGAAGCCCCUCCCACUCUCCAUCCUGGCCAAAAUGGCACCGUCCCCGUCCCCGUCGUCGUCGCUGACCUCGGUGCUCAUGGGGCCCCCGGGGGCCUACCCCCCGCGGCUCCUCUCCUCGGUGGUCCGGAAGGCGCCUGUCUCCUCGCUGCUCCCCGUCUCCUCCCCGCUGCGCUCCCCCGACCACAAGGGCAGCGGGGUCAAGGCCGUGACCUCUCACCUCUCUCUGGCCGGAACCGUCCCCUCCACCAAGCCCUUCUGGGCCCCCCAGGAGUCGGACGCCCCCCUCAACCUCACCCUGGAGGGAGACCCCAGCAAGGACAUCAUCUGCCACCUGUGUGGUGCUUGGUUCGAGACCCGGAAGGGGCUGUCCAGCCACGCCCGGGCCCACCUGCGGCACUUCGGGGUGGAGUACUCGGAGUCCAAGGGCUCCCCCAUCACGCUGCUCAACCAGCUCAUCCACACCGACGACUUCAAGCACAAGGCCAGCGUCCUGCAGGCCACGCCCCCCCGCCCCCAGGGCCCCGCCUCCAAGCGGCCCCUCCUCGCCUCCUCCUCGCUCCUCUUCAAGGGGGCGGGGGGGUCCCCCUCCUCCAAAGCUACCUCCAUGUCCUCCUUGCUGGGACCCCCCGCCAAGCGGCCCAAGUCCUCCAUCCAGGUGUUCCGGCUCAGCAGCGGGGAGCUGCUCACUCUUCCUCACAAUGAACCUCCAAAGGAGAUCGGCUGCGAGUUCUGCGGCGAGUUCUUCGAGAACCGUAAGGGCCUGUCGAGCCACGCCCGCUCCCACCUGCGGCAGAUGGGCAUCACGGAGUGGUCGGUGAACGGCUCGCCCAUCGACACGCUGCGGGAGGUCAUCGCCAAGCGGGGGCUCCCCUGUGCACUGCCCCUCAAACCCCGCAAGACCCCGCCCCCGUCCUCUCCCGGCCCCCCCCGCUCCCCGCUGGCGGCGGCCUCCUCCUCGCCGCCUGCCUCCGCCCCCCUGCUGGGCCGUCUUCCCUUCGCCUUCGCCCGGCCCUCCAGCCCCCACCCCCCCGCUGGGUGCCGGACCUCCCGGGCCACGCCCCCCUCGGCCCCGCCCCUCUCCUCCUCCGGGGGCGUGGUCCUGAAGCCCAAGCCGGAGCCGGAGCUGCUGGAGGUCACCAUGCCCGGGGCCGUGGGCGCGUCCGGGGGGCUCCCUGCCGAACCGCUCAACUGCAGCUGGAACAGCAGCGACAACAUGCUGCCCCUUAACCUGGUGGUGUCCCACGAGACGGAGCCCCCGCGGGAGAUCCAGUGCGAGUUCUGCGGCGAGUUCUUCGAGAACCGUAAGGGCCUGUCGAGCCACGCCCGCUCCCACCUGCGGCAGAUGGGCAUCACGGAGUGGUCGGUGAACGGCUCGCCCAUCGACACGCUGCGGGAGGUCAUGACCAAGAGGGGGGACACCCUGCCCCCCGACCAGCGGGUGAAGAAGGAGGCGGGGAGGCGGGGCGCGGCCAGCCCCGUCUGGGGGGACCCCCCCGGGGGGCCCGGCAGUUCCGAGGGGCCCGGGGGCCCCGGCUUCCAGCUCACCAAGUUCCGGAAGUCGCCGCUGAGCCUGCUGCACUCCCGGCUCCAGAAGCAGAGUGCGGCGGUGGGGGGGCUGGCCCCGGGGGGGAAGGGCCUCCAGGGGCCCCCCCUGGGCAGCAGGGCCCCGCUCGAGGAGCCGGGGCCGGCCGGGCAGGCGCCCCCACUACUGCCCAAGGCCCUCGCCGCCCUGCCGCCCGGCUUCCUCUUCAAGAGGAAGGCGUCCCCCGACAAACACGGAGCCUCACCCCAGGAUGCCAGCUGCGAGCUGUGCGGGUUCUACUUUGAGAACCGGAAGGCGCUGGCCAGCCACGCCCGGGCCCACCUGCGUCAGUUUGGCGUGACGGAGUGGUGCGUGAACGGCUCGCCCAUCGAGACGCUCAGUGCCUGGAUGCGCACGCGGCCGCAGAAGGUCCUGGAGAUGCACCGCAGCUACAUGCAGGUCAACCGCUCCAGCCUGAAGAAGAAGAACGUCUCCCCUCUGUCCCCGUCGUCGGACCACCUGAUCUCCAUCCCCGCCCUGAAGCCCUCCUCCUCCUCCACCUCCUCCGGCUCCUCCCCCUGGUCCUCCUUGGCCCCGCCCCGUCCGCCGCGCUCCGACCGCAGCGAAUUCCUGUCCCCGCCGCUCCACGCCACGCCCAAGGCGGGGCCCGAGGGCCGCAGCCCCUCCCGCCAGGGACCCAGCCUGCCGCUGCACGCCCAGGUGGCCCGCAGCGAGCUCAACGUGCGCCUGCCCAGAGGUUUUGAGCGGCGGCCCCUGAAGCACCCGUCCCUCCCCGAGGGGGCGGAGAGGGAGAGCGCCCCCAGGCCCCCCCGCUCCGGGACCAUCCCCUCCCUGGUGCCCCAACCCCCAAGCUACCCCCUGGUCAAACUGGUGGGGGCGCUCUACACCCUCAAAUGUCGGUUCUGCGAGGUGGAGUUUCAGGGGCCCCUGUCCAUCCAGGAGGACUGGAUCAGGCACCUCCAGCAGCACAUCAUCAAGAUGAACUACAGCAAGCCUGAUGGGCCCCGGGGCCCCGCCUCCACCGACCCUCCAACGCCCCGGGGCCCCGCCUCCACCGACCCUCCAACGCCCCGGGGCCCCGCCUCCACCGACCCUCCAACGCCCCGGGGCCCCGCUUCCACCGACCCGCCCACACCCAGAGGCCCCGCCUCCACUGACCCGACCACGCCCAAGGGCCCCGCCUCCACUGACCUGGCAACACCCCGGGGCCCCGCCUCCACUGACCCGACCCCUCCCAGGGGCCCCGCCUCCACGGACCCACUCACGCCCCGGGGCUCCGCCUCUUCAGACCCUAAGACCCCCAAGGGACCAACGUCAAACGGCCCUGCUCCCCCCAGCGGCCUCUCCUCCCCCCAACCCGCUACACUCCGGGCCCCUGGCUCUACAGACCCUCCCACACACAGAGGGGCCACUGACCCUCCUACACAACAGCCUCCUGCCUCCACAGACUCUGCUCCCCCUGGGGGGCCCCGGUCCACCCACCCUGCUGUACCAAGGGCUCCUCCACCCCCAAGCCCUCCGGCGGCCCCCCACAGCGCCCAGGCUGAGGGUCUGUCGGCCGGGGCCCCAGCCCAGGAUGAGGAGGGGCCUUCUCCAGAGGAGGGGCCCAUUCCGGUCGGGGGCCCCCCCGCUUGUGUUUCUACCUCUUCCACUGCCGCCGCCGUAGCUCCCCCCUCCGACCCCCCCUCACAGAGACCCCCGGCCCAGGGGGUCCCCACCGUCCCCGGCCCUCAGGGGCCGGAGUUCCCAGAGGAGCAGCCCAUGACAGACUCCGCCCCCGCCCCUGCCCCAGGCCCCGCCCCAUAGGUGUAGACACGCCCCCUCCUGGUCGUUCCACAAGCUUGCCUUUACUCCGCCUUCUUCAUCUGCUUCUUUUAUUUGGCCUUCACUGAGAUGUUCUAAGGACCGCCCCCCCCCCCCCCCCCCCCCCCCCCGCUCUAGCCUCUCAGACCCCCCAAGCACCUUCGCCUCGCUGCGUCCCUUGACUGUUACUCCGGCCCGUUGCCAGGGGGGUAACUCCGAUGCUCUCGGGCCGGCCGUGCGUUACCAUGGUGCGACCGUCCCGUCUCGGACGGGCCGGUUUGCGUUGGGUCGUCCUGAAUGUCUGACUGGGUAUGGACCUUCUGAGCAGAGGUGAACGAGGACUCACCGCACAGUGACCAUCCUACAACCUCCUCCUGACAGGUACACCUUACUCUACUGAUGCUUACUCCCAUUAUGCAUUGCAAACGGUUUGUAGAGGUAUCAGGGGUAUCAAUGGUAUCGUUAGCAAGGGUUUGGUUUAGGUGUUAGGUUAGAGAUUGCUAGUUUAGGGUGUUAGGUAGAGAUGGUUAGUUUAGGUAUGUUUAGUUUAGGGGUUAGGUUAGAGAUGAUUAGUUGAGGUACUUGGUUAGAGUUGGUUAAGUUAAAGUUUAGGUUAGCGAUGGUUAAUUUAGGUACUAGGUUAGAGAUGGUUUAGUUGAAGUUUAGCUUAGAGAUGGUUAAGUUGAUGAUGUAGGGAAAUGCGUAAGAAGUGCAGUUCAAGGGGACCUAUUAUGCUUUUCGACUUUUAUGACCUAUAAACGUUGUUAUAAUGAUUGAUAGUCAUGUUUAACCAUACACAAAAAACGAUGUAGAUUUUCGGGAAACUCUUCCUCUCAUCUGGGCCCUUUCAGCAUUCUCUGUCAACGCUCGGUUUCGUCCUUCUCCGCCCCCUCGCCCCCCUCCUGCCAACCAAACUCUGUUGUGAUUGGUUACCUUCCUUGAAGCGCGCGCGCGGGCAGAUUUGACAAGGCAUAUGGGGGCGUGGCAGGAGUACGUCUACUUAGAUGAUUUCCCGGAAAUGUGAACAAGUGAAUCGCAAACGUUGUCCCGAGUGUUUAGCGCUCUGCACAGCCACCCCAGACUGUCACCAGGGAAUACGUCGAAAUGCAUGUACGUCAUUAUUUGCCACUUUAGUAUGGUUAAACAUGACUAUCAAUCAUUAUAACAACGUCUAUAGGUCAUAAAAGUCGAAAAAGCAUAAUAGGUCCCCUUUAAGGUCCAGGAUCUGAGUUGGAGCGAUGCAUGAUGGGAAUAUCGAUCAGAAGAGAGGGUAUAGUCGCACCCCGAUGCCACCCUGACGCACUUUACCACUGGUGACCCGAUUCUCCGCCCCUCUAGAAGCACUAGUAGCUUUAGCCUUUGUGAUUUCACCAAGAGAGCAUUUGACUGAGAUUAAGUGACACUUUUAUAACCUUUAACAAUGUAAGUCUCGAGGUAGGGAUUUAAACACAUAAAAACGGUUUAGAAACAUGGAUCAAAUACUGAGCACUAAACCCAUUGUCCCUAAUUUACCAGGGCGCAGCAGACAAAGCUGAAUUCUGAUUGGUUUAGGUAGCAGGAAUUGAAAGCACACCUUAAAAGGGAAACAAACCUUUGCUCACUUUUUGACGGGUGGACAUCAACUAAGUCCCUAAAUUACUCCGUUGCCUGAAUGUAGCUGAAGCACCUAAUCGAUGAAUAUAUUUAUAUGCACACAUUUGUAAACAAUCAAAGAUCUAACUUUUGGCCCCAAUUCUCGUGCCGUUUCUAAUGUUUUGUGGCGUUUCUACUCGCACUUUGCUGUGGCGGCCACCAGAGGCGCUGUUGUGCCGAUGGCGCACAAGCUCUUUUUAACUCGCAGUUUGACUUUUUUAUAUUUUCCAUACCAAGUAACGCCAUUUCUUUGUCCUGCCUUUUUCCUUGUAAUCAAAAUUCUUUUAUUUAUUUAUUUCACAUCUGAAUGUGUUAAGUUUAGUCAUUUUUAAGCUAAAACGGAAAAGUCUGACGCUUGAGAACGGUUGUGUGUGAGAGUGUUUGUACCUGGACGUCGGCAGUGUGUGUCCUGCGUCUCCCUCGGACCCUGAACAGAGAGCCGUACUGAGUGCUCCUCCUCGGUCUGUCGGCUCUCUACGUCUGUCCUGUCUUACCUUUGGGACCGGAUGUGCCAAAGAGUGACUUUACUUCCGCGUCUUGCCUCUGUAAAACCUGCUGUUUCCAUCGGAGGCCUUGAGAGAGUACUCCCAGGACCCCUGGGCCCCUGGCUGGACGGCGCGGGGCGGGGGGGGGGCCUGGGGGACCGCCGGGGUCCCACACACCCGCAGCCUCCACUACUUGAAUUACAGAGGGGACGCUUUCAGACUCGUUGAAAUCCAGUAACUCCAGUAACUGUCCAGUAACUGUCUUCAGACGGACGCCACGCAGACGACCGCCAACCAAAACUCUUUCAGCGCAGGGGGCCGCGGCACCGAGGGCCCCUCCUUCCAAACACGCAAACACACGUAUGACCUCGAACAGUCGCCGUUCCACAGACCUCGGGUGUUUUAUCCCUGCAGUGUCGUCGUUAUCGACCCCAUCCCGCGUCUCUGGGUCCGUGUUGACCAACCACAUCUCAACCACGUGUUAUUUUCUCCGUAGGACGACCAUGUUCCAACAUGACUGUUUAACCCACACACUCCCCUUCCUCUGAUGUUUUAUGGAGAAUAUAUAUAUAUAUCUAUACUAUAUAACUACAUGUACUUAACUAAACUGUCGACGCUAGUAGAGCUAUCAGCGGUUUUAUUAGCAAGCUAGUUACAAGGGAAAAAAAAGAAGUGAUCUUAAAAUCCUCUGUUGUGAAUUGAUUUCAACAUUUGAUGCUACGUAUUUUUAUUGCUCUGUGCAUUUCCGUAUUUGCAGUCCUGGAAAGGGUGACUCUUAGAGUGUUUCUUAUUUUUUAUUCCGUAAGAUAGGUUCCGAAACAGCUGAGAGGUAACUGGUGCUGGUGUGAAUGAGACGACGGUGAAGUAUGAUUGGUCCUCUCGUCCUGCUCACAGGACGUUAAACUAAAACAUGAUAAGCCCACGACGACUAGAAACACUCCUCCAAUGUCCGUGUUACAGCAGCCAGAGUCUGUCCCCUCCGGGCAUCACUGGUCAGUUACUGGGCUAACAGUAACUAAUGCAGCCAGUCAUGGUUUAUCUGAAUGUGUCGCUAUACCCCAGCUAGUACAACUGGCUAUAAGGGUUGUGUGUAUGUGUGUGUUUGGGUGUUUGUGUGUGUGUGUGUGUGUGUGUGUGUGUGUGUCUGAGGUAAAAAAAAACAACAAGAUUGUUAUGAGAUGACAAAGUAGGGGAAGGAUGCCAAACUGUUUUGUACUCAAAAGGUCAAGGUUCAUCAUGUGAGUCAAUCAGCUCCUAGAAAAAACUAAAAUAAAUGUGAUUUCAAUUUCAAA